Amoebophrya sp. A120 is the source of this 310-nucleotide messenger RNA. The record is from the annotation of a GenBank genome assembly. NCBI's taxonomy places the organism in Eukaryota, Dinophyceae, Syndiniales, Amoebophryaceae.
GGUGCCGGCACUGUUGUCGCUGGGAGUCGAAGUUGUGUGCUUUCCUCGUUGGACUUGCACUUUGCCAAUACCACGACCUCCGGUACUGCACUUGGAUUGGCGCCAGCAAAGGAACCGGCACAGCUUCUUACGCGGCUUCCCUCGCAACUACCUACGGACGCGUUCCAAACGCAACUUGAAGACGAGGCUCGCUCGGUAACAAGUUGGGCGAAAACAAUGGAGCAUGAACUGAACCCUCCUAGGCCCGUUGCGGUCUUUUCCUACCAAGUCGAGCCCGCAGAUUUGCAGGACCGCCGCUUUUCCACGCGAG